Molecule: messenger RNA, 1017 nt
Organism: Eupeodes corollae
Lineage: Eukaryota; Metazoa; Arthropoda; Insecta; Diptera; Syrphidae
Exons: 9
Coding region: 1-1017 (338 amino acids)
Biological process (GO): anatomical structure development
Cellular component (GO): extracellular region; cell surface
Molecular function (GO): signaling receptor binding
Source: RefSeq, a predicted model, not a curated record
AUGGCUUCAUAUACAUUUAUACUACCGAUAAUAUUGUGUAUGUUUUGUGUCUUAUAUUGUGUCGGAAGAUCUAUUGUGUAUGAAGACGAUGAUGAUUACGACUACGAUAUAGUUACGGAACCUCCAAAACGUGUUUUAGAUAUGUCUGCUUGCGAAAAACCAUGCCUUAAUAAUGGAACAUGUGUUGAACCUGGUGUAUGUCAAUGUCCUGAAAAUAUUGCAGGAACACAAUGUGAAUUAGAUUACAACUGGAGAUGUGAAAAGCUUGAUUCUUUUGAAAAUGCUUAUUUGAUGUGCUCUGACUUAUUUAACACUGGGGAUUUGAAAUGUUAUGUAAGUUGUGAUUCUGGAUAUAAGACGAUUGAUGGUAGACCUGCUACAUAUCUCACAUGUUUAAAUAAAAAAUGGUAUAUGAAAUCAAGAAAGGAUGGAAAAUUAUACGAGCCUAAAUGUCAAAAUCCAAAUGUGAUCGAAGAAGCUAGCUCAGUUAAACAGACCAAAAAUGAAACUAUCUGCAAUCCACCAUGUCAGAAUAAUGGAAUUUGUUCGGAAUCAGGUGUUUGCCAAUGCCCUGAAAAUGUUAAAGGAACACAUUGCGAACUAGAUUUUAAUUCGAAGUGUGAUGAAUCUGGACAGCUGGGUGAAGUUUCUUAUAUCAACUGUGCCAAUGGUCAAAUCAAAAAUGACAAGUCAGUUAGGUGUCAAAUAUAUUGUCUUGAUGGGAUGUUUGAAAGUGAUCUCUACUGUCUAAAUAAGAAAUGGAACAUGAAGACAUCGGAAUCAGAAGAUGAAUAUAAAAUUCCCACAAAAUGCGAAGAUCUUAGACAACAAUUCAAGUGGAAGACAACUUCAACUACAGCAUUUGCAGAUCAGUCUACUACAUUAUAUUCUAUGGACUAUAAGACAUCUGAAUAUGAUAUCAGCUCUGACACUCCAAUAAACAAAAAUGAUCUUAAAACCGAAGUGUCAACUUUAGAUAAAAAGUCCCCAAACAUCUUAUCAGACAAUAGUUUAUAA